Molecule: messenger RNA, 1291 nt
Organism: Suillus discolor
Lineage: Eukaryota; Fungi; Basidiomycota; Agaricomycetes; Boletales; Suillaceae
Product: ferritin-like domain-containing protein
Exons: 5
Coding region: 165-1079 (304 amino acids)
Source: RefSeq, a predicted model, not a curated record
CCAGAAUGUCACCUAAAAGAUUCGCAGGCGAUGCUGGCAUCGCGAAGUUCAUAGUGACGUUAUACGAUUGUUCGGUUUAGCCCCGCAUGAGGGUAUAAAGCUGGCAUCUACUGGUCCCUAACGCCCAUUUUCAUUUUUUGCACCCCACCACAAGUUCGAGCAGUAUGAAAGUCACUCCAGCUUCUGUCACUCUUUUAGUUGUUGCAGCCUUCCAUGACCUCUGCGUGGCCGUACCUGCUAAACGUGAUGAUACCAGUAUCCCAACAGACAUUCAGAUUCUGAAUUUCGCACUCACGCUUGAACACCUCGAAAAUGCCUUCUACACUCAAGGCUUGGAGAAGUAUACCCAGCAGGACUUCCUCAAUGCAGACCUGCCCGCCUGGGCGCGUGGACGAUGGAACGAAAUUGCACAACAUGAGUCGACACACGUGUCGUUCCUCGAGAGCGUAAUUGGCGAGCAGGCGGUACAGCCAUGCACCUACAGUUUCCCUGACACGGACCCAAUGUCUUUCGUAACAACUAGUUUCAUGUUGGAGACGGUUGGCGUUUCAGCAUAUUCUGGUGCGGCGCAGUUCUUGUCUCAGUCGGAUUACAUUACGUCCUCGGGUGCUAUCCUAGCUGUUGAAGCAAGACAAUCGGCGUGGAUCAAUUCAGCGAUUUUGAAAGCUAACCCGUGGAACACUGCGUUUGACACCCCACUAGACCUCAAUCACGUGUGGACACUCGCAUCAGGCGUGAUCGUGUCAUGCCCUUCCUCUAACAUGCCACUGCCUGUGAAAGCGUUCCCCGCAUUAUCUUUCCCUGCUGGUGCUCAGCCAGGCCAGACUGUCCAAGUCUCUUUCAACGCAACAAUGGUACCGUCGGUACCUCCACAACUUUAUGUUGCGUUCAUUGCUGGCCUCGGCGCUACUUUUGUGCCACUGAGCGCUCAAAACACAGUUGAGAUUCCAUCGACUUUACAGGGUGUCGUGUUCCCUAUAAUCACUUCCAGUAGUACGGCGGUGACUGACAACGUGACAAUUGCUGGACCCGCCUUUUUGAGUUUCCACUUCAAAGCUGAUGGCGAGGACGAACUCUAAAGUCUUCUUUGUAGUUUAGUACGUUGCUGUAUCGGAUUUUUUCUUUUUUCUUCUUUUUGGUUCGUGUCUAGUGUAUCGAUGGAAAUUUAAGUAUAUCUACUCGCCAGAACAUUCCCCGUAGUACUUAUGUGUACGGACACAUGUUGUUUUUUUCGCUAGAGCGUUAUGUGCGUCACGCACAAUUGCAAUCUAGGUGUGAAAUAUUCUACAAA